Messenger RNA from Planococcus citri (citrus mealybug), 2576 nucleotides. Its product is annotated as ATP-binding cassette sub-family A member 17-like. The record is from RefSeq and is a predicted model, not a curated record. The transcript has 10 exons. The coding region runs from base 957 to 2441 and encodes 494 amino acids. NCBI's taxonomy places the organism in Eukaryota, Metazoa, Arthropoda, Insecta, Hemiptera, Pseudococcidae. Gene Ontology annotation, cellular component: intracellular membrane-bounded organelle; membrane. Gene Ontology annotation, biological process: transmembrane transport; lipid transport. Gene Ontology annotation, molecular function: ATP binding; ABC-type transporter activity; ATP hydrolysis activity.
UGUUAUUGGCAGUUGUACUGUUAACAGCGAGCAAGAUUAAACCCAAAAGCGAGGUGCUUUUGUCACUUGAAGAAUUUCAAAAUCCGACCAUAUUACUACAGAAAACGAAAACUAACGUUGCUCUGUACGAAAUCAUUUCGAAGUAUAUCGAGGAAAGGGAAGGUAUGGUUAUUCCAUUCAGCGAGAAUAUUAAUGAAAAAUUGCUCGAGAUCGCAAAAUAUGACAAAAUACUGUUCGGCACAUCUCUUUUGGCCGCAUUUGAAUUUGAAACAAGCGUGACGACAAUUGUAUACAAUCAAUGGGAAUUGAAAUCAUUACCAUUAGCAAUCAACAUUUAUUCAAAUACGCUGUUGAAAUACCAAAUAAGAAACACAUCGUGGAAAAUAGAGAACGUAAAUAAACCUAUGCCGGAUUCAAAUGAGAGUUACUGUGGAAAAGUAUCCGAAGAAACGUAUAAAUUAGCAAUUACAACGUUGCUUUUUGUUUUCUUCGCUUUUUAUACGGUUGAUUUGAUACUAUAUUUUUUUGAAUUCGCUAGCAUGAAAUUAGCUAGAAAAUUAUUGCACGUGCAAACUGUAUCAGGUGUACCGUUCUGGCUUCAUUGGCUAUCUACGUUGGUAUUCGAUUUUUCAUUUUUUAUCAUCGUUGUGAUUAUUCGACUAAUGAUCGUGAUGUUCUUGAGUGAUGUGAGUUUGAAUUUCACUCCAUUAUCUGACUUUCACGGCGCAUUUAUGGUGAUGAUGGCAUUGUUCGGAAUUAGCGGAUUGUUGUGUACUUAUACGAUGAGUUUCCUAUUUAAAACGACGAAAAGCAUGUAUGCCUCGUUUCUAGUGCUCAACGCUUUGUGUAGGUAGUGAACAAAUAGAAUUACGGUUUACGUAUGUAUGAGGAUAGGUAUUUGUAUUAUGGUGGAAAUUUUUUUCUAAAUUUGUUUCAUUCGUUAAGGCAGCAUCAGCAUGUACAUAUUUAACCGAAUCGAAGAAUCUAUUCUCACUGAUUAUGCUCAAUUCGUAUCGUUCGGCUUAUUUUAUUAUCCGUUGAAGUACAUAAUUUUAUUCAUUCCGUUUCUGAAUUUCACUCUACUUUUCAACAAAUUUUUGGAAAUAUGGAAACAUAAUUCGGCAUGUGAUAGUUGCCAACCUUUUUUGAAAUCGUCCUGCGAAGGCAACUUGCAGAAAUUAUCUUUCUGGAGUUUUCCAUCAAGUGGGAAUCCUAAUGGACUAUCGUUAGGAUUGUUGUUUUUGUUCAUCGAUAUAAUUCUCUACGCCGUUUUACUAUCCUUGAUAAAUAUGGGAUAUAUUGAUCGCUGGUUCAACUCACUGACUUCGUUCUUACUUCGGCAUUCAGAUGAUGGCCAAGACGACGAAUACGAUGUAAAACAGGAGCGUUUCGAAAUAGAAAAUAUUAAAAAAGAUAAAUCAAAAUACAAUAAAACAUCGCUGAUAGCUGACGGAUUAAGCAAGAACUAUUUUACUUCGAUUAAACCCACCACAGCUAUUGAGAAUAUCAGUUUUAUUGCUCAACGUGGAACUUGUUUCGGUAUUUUAGGAGUGAACGGAGCUGGUAAAUCUACUAUUCUUAAAAUAUUAGCGGGGAAAAUCUGUCCGUCCAAGGGGAACGUUUCAAUUGAAGGCGUUGAGUUGAAUACUAGAAAAAGUGAAUAUUUUUCCAUGAUUGGAUAUUGUCCUCAAACUAGUCCUUUGUUUGAUGAAUUUACCGGUAAAGAAAUGUUGGAAAUAUUCGGAUUGUUGAGCGGAAUUAGAAAAAAAGAUAUCGAGACUAUAACGGAUAAAUGGAUAUCAGAUUUUGAGCUGGAAAAGAUUCAGGAUAAAAUUUGUAAAAUUCACAGUCACACUAAUAAACGCAAGCUCAGCAUAGCGAUUUCGUUGAUAGGAGAUCCCAAAGUGGUUAUUUUAGAUGAACCUACAUGUGGAAUAGAUUCCGAUGGGAAAAAUAAAUUUUAUGAAAUCAUGUCCAAACAUAGAGAAUCUGGUAAAACUAUAAUCUUCUGUUCAACGAGUAUGGACGAAUGCCAAAAAUUAUGUGAUCGAAUUACUAUUAUAAUAAAUGGCGAGAUGCACUGUAUUGGGACCGUGGCACAUUUAAAAAAGAAAUUUGCAGUUGGAUUUUCCGUCUCGAUUAGAAUUCGUCGUAGUGGCAGUUCUUCAAAAGACGUUGUUCUUCUGGAACAAAAUAUUCUGAAUGUUUUCGGUCAUAGGUACUGCUUUCUUAAGGAAGAACAUCGAGAUUUAUUGUAUUAUCACAUAAAAGAUCCCUCUUUAAGUUGGUCAACGGUAUUCGAAAGAAUGGAAAACAUCAAGCGUAAUAAUGCGAUAGUGGAAGACUACAUUCUAAGAAAUAUCAGCUUGAAAGAAAUUUUUACAGCCUUCACACAACCAGAACAAACUUCCAGUAAAAGUACAUAUCGUGAAUCGAUUUGAAAACACCUACUUCAUCUCGGAUACAUUUUAUCCGAUCGCAUGUUCCUAUAUAAAAUUAUGUAAUCAGGAAAAAGCUCUUCAUCAGUUACAGAGUGUUUUUUAUUUUUUCUUAAUUUUACCGAAGUAAAAGUUAUU